GAAUGACCGUCAGCGAUUCUGUCACAGGAGGGACCUAUCAGGCGUCUCUUUGGUCAAUGAUGAAAGCCUGUCAUUGCAUAAUUAUCGACAAGAAUAGACCUCGGCAGCUGCAGGAGGAUUGCAGCUUCAGCUGUUCUAGAAUGUUCCGUUGUCAUCCUGGAAUAAAAGGGUUCUGUUGCAGACAUGAUGAAUUUCUUUGCUUAAACCACUCCAUGAGAUCGUUGACUAAAUAUUCCAAUCCUUUCUAAUAACUCUCAACCCUAACGACAUAGGAGAGUUCGGACAACAGAAUGGGUUCUCAGGCAGAAUCUCUUACACCGCUCAAGGGCACGAAGCUCUUCUCGUCGUUCAAGCUGGGAAAGUACGACCUCUGCCAUCGUAUUGCCCAGGCGCCAUGCACACGCAUGAGAGGCGUCAAGGAGAGCGACGGCAUCUAUGUUCCCGGCGACCUGAUGGUCAAGUACUACAGUCAGCGCGCAUCCAAGGGUGGUUUACAGAUCACAGAGGCCACAGACAUUAGCCACUACGCAUCGGGAUAUCCUGGCGUGCCUGGAAUAUUCUCUGCCUCUCAGAUAGCCGGGUGGCAGCGUGUUACAGACUCUGUGCACAAGAAGGGAGGCAUCAUAUUCCUUCAGAUAUGGCAUACCGGUCGAGCUUCGCCUUCGUCAUGCAGGGAUGGAAUGGCACCGCCGUCGGCCAGCAACGUGCCAAUGGACGGGAAAUGGCUGGAUGGUACCCAGUGCUCUGAGCACCCACCGGUGCCGAUGACUGCAGAGGAGAUCCAUGCCACAACCAAGGACUUUGUUGAGGCUGCGAAGAGAGCUGUAGAGGCUGGUUUCGAUGGUGUUGAGAUCCAUGGGGCAAAUGGUUACCUGCUCGAACAAUUCCUGCAUGAUAAUAUUAAUAAUCGCACUGAUGAGUUCGGCGGCUCCGUCGAGAACCGGUGUAGAUUCCUUCUCAAUGUGGUUAAGGCCGUCUGCGAUGCCAUUGGUUCUGACCGGGUUGGCAUUCGCCUCAGCCCCUGGAAUUACUUUCAAACCACCAAGGAUAGCAACAGAUUGGGACACUGGUCAUACCUCUGUUCAGAGCUCGCUUCUCUACCAACGUCGCAGAAACCGGCUUACGUGCACAUGGUCGAACCCCGUGUCGACGAGGAGCUCGAAGAGGAUGUAAAAAUCGCCUCUUUGACAGCUGAACAAAAUACCAUCCCUUCCUUGAAGCCUUUCCGAGAGAUUCUGCAACCUGCCGGCAUUGCAUUCAUUAGUGCGGGAGGGUUUGGUCGAGCUGAUACCUUACCAAAGGUGGAAUCUGGCUUGGCAGACAUAAUCGGUUUUGGUCGCUGGUUCAUUGCCAAUCCGGAUCUACCGUUCAGGUUAGAGGAGGGCUUGCCGUUGAAUGAUUAUGACAGAACCACAUUUUAUGGCGCCGUUACCCCUGAGAAGGGUUACGUGGAUUACCCCGUAGCGGAGGCGAUGAGAGAUGCUUGAGCUCGUAGUUGUGAUUAGAGGUAGUAGUCACGGAAAUAGACCGAUAGACUAGAGGAAAGAUUCACAAAGUUUCCCUGAUGCUGAUAAUGGCUAAAUGUUGGGACAUGUGCUAUGUAACAG
Pseudomassariella vexata is the source of this 1607-nucleotide messenger RNA. RefSeq names its product 12-oxophytodienoate reductase 1. The coding region runs from base 291 to 1487 and encodes 398 amino acids. Gene Ontology annotation, molecular function: NADPH dehydrogenase activity; FMN binding. The transcript is spliced from 4 exons. The record is from RefSeq and is a predicted model, not a curated record. Lineage: Eukaryota; Fungi; Ascomycota; Sordariomycetes; Amphisphaeriales; Pseudomassariaceae.